UAAUGAAAUCAUUCAUUAUACGGGGAUAUCUCAAAGUGCUAUUCGUGAAAUGUCAUUAUGUCGAGAAUUAAAUAAUAAAAAUGUGAUUAAAUUAAUUGAUAUUAUUCUUGAAAACAAAUCAAUUUAUAUUAUUUUUGAAUUCUGUGAACAUGAUUUAUUACAAAUUAUUCAUUAUCAUUCUCAUCCUGAAGUUAAACGAAUUCCUCAAACUACAGUUAAAUCAUUAAUUUGGCAGAUUCUUAAUGGAGUUACAUUCUUACAUCAAAAUUGGAUUUUCCAUCGUGAUUUAAAGCCUGCUAAUAUCAUGGUAACUUCAAAUGGAGUAGUAAAGAUUGGUGAUUUAGGGUUAGCUAGAAAAUUUAAUAAUCCUUUACAGAGUUUAUAUACUGGAGAUAAAGUGGUAGUGACUAUUUGGUAUAGAGCUCCUGAAUUAUUAUUAGGUGCUAGACAUUAUACAUCUGCUAUUGAUUUAUGGGCUGUGGGUUGUAUAUUAGCUGAAUUAUUGUCAUUAAGACCAAUCUUUAAAGGUGAAGAAGCUAAAAUCGAUAUUAAUAAUAAGAAAUCAGUUCCAUUUCAAAAGAAUCAAUUUCAAAAGAUUAUUGAAGUAUUAGGAACUCCAACUUUAAAGAAUUGGCCUCUGCUUAAUAAGUAUCCUGAUUUCCCAGCAUUUCAACAACAAUUAACUACUAAUUAUACUUGUAAUAUAGAUCAAUGGUAUAAAGUGAUUGGUGGUACGAAUAAACAAUGUCUUGUAUUGUUGAAAGGGUUAUUAGAAUAUGAUCCUCAAAUAAGAUUGACGGCUGAUACAGCAUUGAUUCAUGAUUUCUUUUUAGAAUUACCUAAAGUUCAAGAGAAUGCCUUUGAAGGAUUGAAUUUGAAGUAUCCUAAGAGAAGAAUUUAUACUGAUGAUAAUGAUAUUAUCUCGAAUCAACAACAAGGACAUCAACAACAGCAAGCAUCUCAGCAACAGCAACAACAGCAGCAACAACAACAACAACAGUUACAUCAACAACAACUGCAACAAGUCCUGCAACAACAACAAGUUCUGCAACAACAACAACAAAUCGAAUCGCAAUUACAAAAUCAAAAUCAAAUACAAUCGUUACAACAACUUCAAUCAGACUUGCCGUAUAAGAGACAAAUUGACGAUAAUGCAGGAACCCGUAAGAGACAAAGGUAGACUAUACAUAUAUAUAUAUAUAUAG
Scheffersomyces coipomensis is the source of this 1205-nucleotide messenger RNA. RefSeq names its product cyclin-dependent serine/threonine protein kinase (gene SSN3). Bases 50 to 1180 code for a protein of 376 amino acids. The transcript has a single exon. The record is from RefSeq and is a predicted model, not a curated record. Gene Ontology annotation, molecular function: ATP binding; cyclin-dependent protein serine/threonine kinase activity. Gene Ontology annotation, cellular component: nucleus; mediator complex. NCBI's taxonomy places the organism in Eukaryota, Fungi, Ascomycota, Pichiomycetes, Serinales, Debaryomycetaceae. Gene Ontology annotation, biological process: protein phosphorylation.